AUGUCCCUUCGUGGUAAGACGCGACAUCUUGCGUACAUUCUGCUUGGAUGCCUUGCCGACAGUGCUCGGAAGACCCUCCUCAUACUCUCUGUCCUCCCAGUGUUACCUCGCGAUUGGAGAACUCGGUGCGAGUGUCUUUGUUACUUGGAUCUGGUCUACCGGGAUGAGAUCGGUGCAGAUCCCUAUCUCCAAGAACUGUUCGCAAAGCAAAUUGCUCUGGUCUCUCGCAUUUGGACAUUGCCUGGGGAGGCCAUACCAUCCCACUUUCUCGUUCUCCUCCUGCGGCACAAUGAUGUUGAGCAUUGCGAAAAUAUCAUCGACACCAUCUUCCAGAAUCAUGCAUCUGUGCCGCCGCGACUCAUUCUGAUUAUGGUGGACCACUUUACGAAACUUGGCGACGCAGAUCGAGCAAUAGAACUCCUCUCACGCAUUCCACCAAGCCAGAGGGAAGAAUACAAGGUGGGGAUUCUUGACCGCUGUGCCAACCUCAUAACAAUUGACACGGUCGAAGAAUCUGACACUGUGGGUAAUUUCAGGACUCUUCCCAAGCUGAUUGAACUUGGCAUGCCAAUGGAUGCAAAGGCACAUAAUCUCAUCAUCGAGCGCGCAGUUUCAUUAAACGUACCGGACGUUGCGUGGGGGGUUUUCCGUUUUAUGGAAGCCAGAAAUAUCCACGUUGACGAACGAAGUCACCUUUUCUUGCUCAAGGAUAGUUUUGAGCGACAGAAUCGUGACAAGCUGGAUGAAGUCAUGUCUGCUAUCCACCAACGCGAAGAUCUUUAUCGGUAUCCCUACUUGGUAACAUAUAUGAUGCAUAUCGUGAGGGUUGUUUGUACAAUUGACCGCAAAUUACCCUCUGGGAUAUCGGUAUCACACCUUCUCGCGAUCUAUGAUCGAGCCUACGACAGGGCCCCCCUUGUCAAGCUUGGGAUCGUCAACCCUUUGCCGGCCGAGGAGUCUCUUUCCAAAAAACUUGAUCAACCUCCACCGGCGGUCCUCGGAUUUACAAUCUGGGCCUAUGUUCUCUGCCAACGAGACGAACGACUUGUCUCAGCGUUGUGGUACUGGAUCAUACACAUGAUCAAACAGGGGGACCAGAGUAUUCUCGAGUGCGCCAAACACGACAUCUUGUACAACGGUUUCAUCCACUUCUACGCGCGCAGCCGUUUCUUCCUGAGAAAAGCGGUGGACGUGGUUGAAGCAAUGAUUGAGCGUGAUCUGUGCCUACCGACCGAGCGAACGUGGAGCGAAGUACUUUGUGGCUUCUUGCAACACGGUGAAGAAGAGGCUGCAGAGAAAAUCUGGCGGAUGAUGCUGGCACGGGAUGUCCAACCCACCGAGAGGGGUUAUGCAUUUCUCUUAGGAAAGUACGACCAAAGCCAGCUUGCCAAGCUGGUCAGAUAUGUUUUGGACGAACGGCGGAUUCCAGACGGCCUUGAUGUGGCCCUCAAAUGGCAAGAUGAUGCGAAUGCAGCGGCAGCAAGAAAAGGGGACUCUCAGCAAUCAAUCGCGGGUAGCAGGCAAGAUAUUGAGGACGAUGGGAUAUUCGAAAGCUACGGAUUCAACGACGCCAUGGAAGACCACGCCCUUGGAGGCGCUAACAUGUACCAAUAG
Cladophialophora psammophila CBS 110553 is the source of this 1614-nucleotide messenger RNA. RefSeq lists its product as uncharacterized. Gene Ontology annotation, molecular function: protein binding. The record is from RefSeq and is a predicted model, not a curated record. The transcript has a single exon. The coding region runs from base 1 to 1614 and encodes 537 amino acids. NCBI's taxonomy places the organism in Eukaryota, Fungi, Ascomycota, Eurotiomycetes, Chaetothyriales, Herpotrichiellaceae.